This is a messenger RNA of Kickxella alabastrina, 1668 nucleotides long. RefSeq lists its product as uncharacterized. The transcript has a single exon. The coding region runs from base 1 to 1668 and encodes 555 amino acids. NCBI's taxonomy places the organism in Eukaryota, Fungi, Kickxellomycota, Kickxellomycetes, Kickxellales, Kickxellaceae. The record is from RefSeq and is a predicted model, not a curated record.
AUGCGUCUUCCAUUUUCGCUCAAAAGAAGCACAAAGUCCAGCGACAACUUUGACCAGCUCGACUCAGGCACUUCAUCCGCUUCAGCCAGCACCAGCACCGACACGCUCUCUGCAACAACGCCCAGAACCAGAUCGCCGCUCUCUACACCGCCGCCGCCGCCUCAGUCGCGGCCCCGCAACCACUCAGCAGCCGCACACCCUAGUAUAGCAGCAACGCAGCGGCACUCGCAAGCACAGCGGCCGCACUCAGCGCUCUUAUCGCAACCAGGCUCGCCGCUCUACGCACUGUACCCGGGGCAGCUGGACGAGGACCUGGGCAUGAUCAUGGACGAUCUCGGGGUCCACGGCGACCAGCGCCAAGCAAUGCAGCAGCUACCACGCGAAAGCAAGCUCCAGAUCCUGCACACACACCGCAUCAAGCAAAACACGCCGGCCGCCGGGGCGGCAGCUCUUUCCGACCAUCUUGCGGCGCUAGCCCGCUGCACAACGCAGUCGUUGCCGCUUGCGAGGGUGGAGCGGUUGCGGCGGGAUAUUCUGUACCAAAGCGUCCAGCAGAUCAACGCCUUUGUGGCCGACGGGGGCUUGCGCCUGCUGCUGGCGCACUUGGCACAGUUGAACGAGCGCUCUAGGGCGGCACGGAGGGCGGACGAGUAUGCAAAGGAGCAUGAGAUUCUCAGGUGCAUUUGGGGCGCCGCCAAAGUGGACUCGGGCGCUCGGUGGCUUGUGGACAGCGGCUGCAGCCAGCUGAGGCCCGUGCUGAACUCGGUUGCCACUGCGUGGCCGCCAUGCGCCACCACAGCGCUGCGCAUUAUUGCCAGGCUGGUGCCUGAGUCCGACGCAGUGUUUGCCGCGCUUUUCCGCCGCCGAGACCCCCCCGCCGGCGACCUAAAGGGGCCUGGCAGCCAGCAGCAGCAGCAGCUGCCAUUCGACGAAUGGAUGGGUGCGCUUGAUCUGGAGAUCAGCGAGAUUAAGUUACAGACGGGCGUGCAUGCUGGGGAUUUGCUGGUUGCCAGCUUGGCGCUGCUCGAGGUUAUCCGCAAUUGCGUCUGCCGCGGAAUCGACCGCCGCGUCCGGCUGUAUGCGAAGCUGGCGGCGCACGACAUGCUCUGCAGGCUGGCGCUGCUGGGGCAGCAGCACCGCGGGGGCGGUGCGCCGGAGGUCUCUGCGCUGCUGGUGCGGUGGGAGGAGGCGGUGCAGAGGGAUUACAACGCUGCAAGGUCGGUGGUUGCGGCUGGGGAUCCGGUGGUUGUGCUGGAGGGCGCCGGGGACAGCCGCAUUCGGGACGUUGCUGCGUUCCGCACGUUUGUUGAGAACUACAGUGAUAUCCGGGCGGCAGUGGCCGAGGCGGAGGCGGAGGCGGAGGGGGGGUUGCAUAUGAGUAUGGCCACGCAGCCGGUGGCAGCCGCAGAUGAGGUUUCUGGGCUGGGCGUCCAGGGCAUUCCUGCUGCUGCUGCUGCGGUGUCUGUUGAUGCAGCGGCUGGUGCAGCGAAUCCAGCGGAUUUGGCUGCGCUGCUGGCUGGGCUCAGAGACGCGCACGCGGCGCUCAAGCACGCCAGCCUUGGGAUGCCACCUGGCCUGCCUGGGUGUGCCACGCCGGAUGCAGAGAAGGCGCGCAGAGAGCUCCAGAGCAUCGCUCGGCUGGCCGAGAACAUGCUGGCCACGAUUUGA